AUGGAGGCAUUUAGGGAAGUAUUGAUGGACUGUUCUUUGCAGGAUGUGGGGUUUUAUGGACCCAAGUACACAUGGUCGAAUGGAAGGGAAGGUGAUGAAGUCAUUAGUGAGAGGCUUGAUCGUUUCUUGGGCAACAACAGUUUCUUUGGUUUGUUUCCCUAUGUGGUGGUGAAGCACGGGGUAGCUGCACAUUCUGACCAUUUACCUAUCUGGUUUGAUUCUAAGGGCUCUUUUGUUGAAGGGAGAAGGAAGAAACAAUUUAUAUUUGAAGUAAUGUGGGUAGGGGAGAAAAAAUGUUCUGACAUUAUUGAGAAUGUGUGGGUUGAUGGGGACAGGGAUGAAAGUAAUAAUAUGGAAGGGGUGAUGAAACGUAUUACAACGUGUGGUAAACAAUUGGCUUCAUGGAAUAAGAGGUCUUUCGGUCAUGUGCAGAAAAAGAAAAAUGAGGCAGGCAAAAACUGGAAGAGAUGCAAGCAACAAAUGUGGAACAACCUGAUUCAGUGGGCUUGUCAAAAGCUAGAGAGAAUUUGCAAUUAUGUCUGGAAUGGGAGGAAGUGA
Molecule: messenger RNA, 558 nt
Organism: Juglans microcarpa x Juglans regia
Lineage: Eukaryota; Viridiplantae; Streptophyta; Magnoliopsida; Fagales; Juglandaceae
Exons: 1
Coding region: 1-558 (185 amino acids)
Source: RefSeq, a predicted model, not a curated record